Baudoinia panamericana UAMH 10762 is the source of this 1182-nucleotide messenger RNA. RefSeq lists its product as uncharacterized. The transcript is spliced from 2 exons. The coding region runs from base 293 to 892 and encodes 199 amino acids. The record is from RefSeq and is a predicted model, not a curated record. Lineage: Eukaryota; Fungi; Ascomycota; Dothideomycetes; Mycosphaerellales; Teratosphaeriaceae.
UCGAGAGGCCUCGAGGUGCUGUUCUCGCAGCGCAUUCGCAAGUGAACAAUUAAUCCGCGUUGUGAUAUGGUCGGCUUUCUCGGGCUUAAGGAUCCGCAAUGGGGAUAUGGAGGGGUUAGCUGGUGGGGUCGCUCUGGCCUUGACUGUUAUGGAUGCGCUCUGGAAUUGGCAGGGGGCGUUGAUGUUGUCCAAAGAAGGAGAAACAACAAAGAAAGGACACCAAGCCUACAACUCAGACCGUGUUUGAGGGUUGAAGAAGUACAACCUCCACUUCCUAUAUAUCAAUUGUGCAAUGGCUGCAGCCGCUCUUCGAGAGAAACAGGCCCCUAUCAAAGAUCAAUAUAAGCAGGAUCCGUCAAGUGCGGUCGUCACCUUGUCAUCUUCGGGCACGCUCGACUCGAGUAGCAUUACCUGCAAAAUCAAUACCGGCAAAGCUGUCCACGACGCCAAGCAGAAGAUCGCAGGGCUGCAUCAAAAAGCUGGAGGUGACGACCCAGACGUCUCCGGUGAAUUAUGCUCAGGCGACAUGCUGCUGGAAGCCUUGGUGGCAUGCGCAGGAGUUACGCUGAAAGCGGUUGCGACUGCGCUCGACAUCCCAAUCAAGAGUGGUACGGUCAAAGCGGAGGGCGACCUCGACUUCAAGGGGACCAUGGGCGUGGAUCGCAACGCGCCCGUAGGUUUCAGAGCUAUUCGGCUGGAGUUUGAUCUGAAGCUUCAGCCUGGCGCUGAGGUACCGGAGGAAAAGAUUGAGAAGCUAGGCAAGCUGACGGAGCGAUACUGCGUCGUCUUGCAGACCAUCGCGAAGAAGCCCGAGCUGAGCGUGAGCCUGCACGGCACACAGAAUACAGAGGAAGGUAUUGAUAAGACGUUAUCUUGGGGCCAAAAAGGUUGAUCAAAGUCCGGAAGGCAAUGACCGCUCUAUGCACGGGGGCUGUGCCGCAAACCUGGUAGAUGGUUACAAGCAGCGAAGACAGAUGACCGAGAAAAUCUAAAGGCGCGCUCAAUAGCAAGUGCGUGGGCUCAACGGCCGGAACACGUUAUACGACGGUAUCCUUGGGGAGACAUCCGUCCGCGACACCGACCGAGUGGCUGCAGAAUAGGUGGCUGAGUGUUUUUCGACCGAUCUAUUGAUUCAUGUUAUUGUUUCGCGAAGACGCGUUGAAUCGCCUAUCAUCAUUCACC